Messenger RNA from Sus scrofa (pig), 4722 nucleotides. The record is from RefSeq and is a predicted model, not a curated record. Lineage: Eukaryota; Metazoa; Chordata; Mammalia; Artiodactyla; Suidae.
UUUUUUUUUUUUGCCACAUUCAUGGCAUGUGGAAGUUCCCAGGCCAGGGAUCGAACCCAUGCCACUGCUGUAAGCAGGGCUACAGCAGUAACAAGGCCAGAUCCUUAACCCACUGAGCCACGAGGGAACUCCACAAGUCUUGGUUUUUUGUUUCAGGCCUUCUCUGUAUUCUCAAAGGGUCCUGCUCCUGGGAAGUCCCUUCUGAACCCUGCCUCAUCCCCCAGCAAGGCCACUGGAUGCCCCAAGAUUGGUCCCCAUGCCCCUACACUACUCAGACCCUCUCCAGGACUCCAGUUCUUCAAGAACCCCAUGGAGACACUCCUUUGGUGCCAAAAUAUAUGGCCCAGCCACAUGGCCCAGCCCCAAGCAGAUCCCAGGCUCUGGGAGAGGGAGCUGGACACAAACAUCCCUGGGCCAGAGCUGAGGUGGAAAGAGGGAUGGGGGUAUCAGAAUACCAAAUGGGAGGGGGUAAGGAAGGCUUUUGGAGGAGGAGGGAGUAUUGGAGGUGGAACUUGAAAUGCUCCCUCCCCCAUAGGAAGGGAUACUAUUGUCCUCCCUUUUCACAUGAGCAGACAGGCUCAGAGGGGUGAAGUGACUGGCCUGAGGUUGCACAGCAAGUGGGAAGUAGAACUGGGAUGGGAACCUAGGGCUCUUGAACUCUGAACCUCUACCCACUGGAUCACACUCUCUGCCAUGGCGGGUCCUUCAAAGCCCUCGCCUGCUAACAUUCUGGGAGAAGAUCCGGAAGAGGGAGGCUUGCGGGGAGCAGUUUCUUUCUUUUUUUAUUUUUUGGCCACACCCAUGUCAUAGAGAAGUUCCCAGGCCAGGGAUUGAAUCCAAGCUGCAGCUGUGACCUAUGCCACAGCUGCAGCGGUGCCAGAUCCUUAACCCACUGCACUAGGCCAGGGAUCGAACUAUCACCUCCACAGAGACAAGCCAGAUCCUUAACUCACUGCAUCACAGUGGGAACUCUGGUGAACAGCUUCUUUACCUCCUCAUCUUCCCACCCCUGCCUCUACCUGCUCCUACCUUCCCCAUCUUCCAGGCCCCCUUCCCAGAUGUCCCUCUCUGGCCUUUUCUACUCUCUUCUCCCCUAGUCUCCCUAGAUCUAGUCUCCUUUUCAACCCUCCAGCCUCUUACUCCAGCAACUAAGGGUGUAUGAGAAGACUGAGGACAAGGCUCUUGAUUGCCUCAGUAGGGGUUGGGGGUCCACAUGGGGUAACACAGCCAGUGAUGGGGGAGGGCAUAGGUCAAGACAGGGGUAAAGGCAAAAAUGAGGAGCUGUUAUAGGAAAUGAUGUGCAUGAUAGAAGGUGGUAUGGAUCAGAAUGGGAAGGGGGUUUGGGAACAUGAGUGGUGGAAGAAGCUGACAUGGCAGGGGCAAGUACAUGGGAAGGAGCCCCAGUGCUGGGAGGGGGCAAGAGGUGUGGCUGAUAGUGGGCAGCCCCAGAUGGCUCAGCUCAGGCUGCUCCCAGCGCUGCUCCAGCUGCCGCCCUCAUGUAACCAGAGCCUGCCUGUUGCAUCAGAGGCAGGCGGGCGGUCUCAGGUAAACAGAGCAGCCCUCGAGGGGCCCAGGGCUCCCCAGCCACCUCCACACUCCCCAAGCCUUGUUCUGUACCUUGGAUCCCAGGCAGAAGCCCCCAACCUGGCCUGGGUGCAGGUGUGUCCUUGGGACACCUGAAUGUGUGGUGCUGGGCACUGAAGGGCUGCAAAGGUGGGGCGGGGGAGACAGGAGCCCCGAUCCCACCUUCUUUUUUUUGGGGGGGGAGGGCGGGAGGCUGUACCUGAAGUGUGUGGAAGUUCCCGGGCCAGGGAUCAAACCUGCACCGUAGCUGCAACCCGAGCCACAGUAGUAACAAUGCUGGAUCCUUGCCCCACUGCACCAACCGGUGAACUCCAAUCCCACCUUCUUAUGACAUGAUAUGAACCCUAGUUUAUGUGUCCAAAGAAAGCUGUGCCUAGGCUAGAGGUCAAAACUGCCUAUGUCAUAGAUGGGGAAACUGAGGUGUAGGGAGAGGCACGAGCCUCUCAGGGUUUCUGAUCCCUUCCUCAGAUUCCCGCCCCCCCCCCGCCCCGCCCCGGAAUACCAGUAUCUCCAUAUGCUCCCCCUUGAAUCCAGAGAUCCAAUCAUCUGCUGUCUUCCGAGCAGGUGAACACCAGGCCACCAUUGCAACGCACCUGCUCUCCUCUUUCAUCUGCCCCAAAGGGACGUUGCCCCCCAACCCAUCUCUGAGCCUCUCUUUGCUCAGCUCAUUAUACUUCCACUCACCGCUCUGACCUCAUCUUCCACACCAAAGAAUGCUCUUCACCCUUUCUCUGUACAUUUUCAAGUCCUGUUCCCUCUUGGAAAACCCUUCUACCAGGGAUAAACUCCUACUUAUGCUUCAAGGCCCAGUACAAAUGCCCCCUCUUUGGGAGAAACCUUCUCUGACCCCUCUGGCCCAGGCCUGACCCCACAGGGAUGGAAGAGUGUGUGGUAGCUCUGCCUCCUUACUGGGGGCUUCUCCAGGAUUGCCCAGUCCAAAGUCAUCGUCAUCCUGUAAUUCUUUUCACCUGAGUCACUCACUAAUCCUGCUCUGAUCCCCCUUGGGUGGGGAACUCUUCUGGAUGGUGUUGGGAUCCCAGAGAGAGGGUGGAUUUAGAGAUCUAGGCAGGGGUCCAGUCCUGGAAGCCCCUUCCCCAGCUGACCUUUGAAGUGGAAGAGGGUGCCUAGCAGCCGAGGGGUCUGUUACCCUCCUGACGAAGGACGUGGGUCACAGACCCAGCUGCAGGAAGCACAGUUGGACGAGGCUACAGAGAGACCCAAGAACCCCCAGAGCCCCCAGAGCCCCUUUCUAAAGUCCCUCCAUUUGAGUGAGAGCAAGGGUCAGGGUUGGCUUCUAGAAGUUCUUGGUCCCUGGGGCCUCAGAGUCUGGGGUCAGAGAUAUAUUUCACUCAGGUUGGGGUAAGUCCAGGGUAGAAGACUGCAGGGGUUAGAGACAGAGUCCGAAUUAGGGUCAGGGUCAGCAGUAAGGUCAGGGCACCCACUGACAGCGGGGGAAGCCUGGCAGGUUUGAUCCAGUCCCCCCAGGCCCCCCUCCCUUAUUCUACCAUUCCCUCACCUCGGCGUCUUCCCGCGUCGGAGUUGCGGUCGGCCCCAGAGCUCCCGGGGGCCCGGCCACGCCCAAGUGCCCGCCCAUCUCAGCCCACGGGCCUGCCCUCUAUGUAAAUUUAUGCCCCGCCCAAUCAGCUCCCGGGGGGCGGGGCCGCCUGCUCUGAAGGCACCUGUGGCCGCCGGGAGCUCGGAGUUCUGUGCUGCUACUGCUGCUGCCCGGUGUGUGCGCGAGCGUCAGAGCGAGUGUCCAGGUGGAGCAGACCAAGGUUACUCCACCCAGCCUGGGACAAUGGGGAGGAAAAAAAUUCAGAUCUCCCGCAUUCUGGACCAAAGGAAUCGGCAGGUAACAUUUACCAAGCGGAAGUUCGGACUGAUGAAGAAGGCCUAUGAGCUGAGUGUGCUCUGCGACUGUGAGAUUGCCCUCAUCAUCUUCAACAGCGCCAACCGCCUCUUCCAGUAUGCCAGCACAGACAUGGACCGCGUGCUCCUGAAGUACACGGAGUACAGUGAGCCCCAUGAGAGCCGCACCAACACCGACAUCCUCGAGACACUGAAGCGGAGGGGGGUGGGCCUUGAUGGACCAGAGCUGGAGCCAGAUGAGGGGCUUGAGGGGCCAGGAGAGAAGCUACGGAGACUGGCAGGUGAUGGAGGUGACCCAGCCUUGCCCCGACCCCGGCUCUACCCAGCAGCCCCUACUAUGCCCAGCCCGGACAUGGUAUAUGGGGCCCUGCCUCCACCAGGCUGCGACCCCAGUGGGCUUGGGGAGGCCCUGCCUGCCCAGAGCCGUCCAUCCCCCUUCCGGCCAGCAGCCCCCAAAGCUGGGCCCCCAGGCCUGGCACACCCUCUCUUCUCACCGAGCCACCUCGCCAGCAAGACACCACCCCCCCUGUACCUGGCAACGGAUGGGCGGAGGCCAGAUCUACCUGGUGGCCUGGCUGGGGCCCGAGGGGGACUAAGCACCUCGAGAGGUCUCUAUGGUAGCCUGCAGAGCCCAUGCUCCACUGCCACCCCAGGAACCCCACUUGGGAGCUUCCCCUUCCUCCCUGCAGGCCCCCCAGAAUAUGGCCUGGGAGACCCCCCUCCGCCCCCAGGCUUGUUGCAGCCCCCCACCCUGGCCCCUUGGCAACCCUCCAGGGGUGAUGGGCCCACAGCCACCCCUACCCAGUCCAGUGGGGGCCGCAGCCUGGGAGAGGAAGGCCCCCCGGCCCGCGGCGCCUCCUCACCCACCCCUCCAGUCAGCAUCAAGUCCGAGCGCCUCUCACCGGCCCCUGGAGGCCCCGGCGACUUUCCAAAGACCUUCCCCUACCCCUUGCUCCUGGCCCGGCCCCUGGCAGAGCCCCUACGGCCUGGGCCCCCCAUGCGCCGACUGCCCACGGCUGACGGCUGGCCUCGGUAGUAAGCCCGGGGGUGACACCGAUCCCGCCCACCACACCAGGACAUGUGGGGUCCCAACCUCCCUCCCUGCAUCUUGAAGACCCAGCAUCUUGAAGACCUGCAUCCUGAAGACCCAGCAGUUACGACUGCGGUGGGAACCUGGAGAGGGGAAGUCUGGCUUCGGGCCCCGGAUGGGGGGCUCCUUUCCCCCUUCCAGUGGGUAUAAGUCCAUCAAUAAAACACACGUGGCAUCCA